This is a messenger RNA of Menidia menidia (Atlantic silverside), 3546 nucleotides long. The record is from the annotation of a GenBank genome assembly. NCBI's taxonomy places the organism in Eukaryota, Metazoa, Chordata, Actinopteri, Atheriniformes, Atherinopsidae.
GGAGGAGGAGGAGGAGGAGGAGGGCAGGACUGGCAGGGUGCGGUCUAAGUGGCAACAGAUCGUUUGGGAUCACUCAAAUCCCUUCAAUUCAGCUGGAAGGCUACAGCUUGUCGUACCGCGCAUAUGGAGAGGAAACAGUCCGGUCAGGGCAUCAAGCAAAAAGCAAAAACGACAGUGGCUGAGGCUGUGACAGUUUUCCCAUAGCAAAAGAGAGAGGUGGGGAGAAACCACAACACUGCAACUUGGAUAUCAGUGACCGCUCUCUCUCUCUUUAACUCUCACACCCACCAGAUCGACUUUGAACCUGUUUGUUUAAAUACACGGACUUUACAGCCUGCACACUUACUGUUGGUUCUGUAAGGCGGUGGGAGCGGAGUUUUUCUCACUUUUGCGUCUGUGAUUUGGAGGAGCGAGAAAAACUUUUCGUUGUCCUGAUGGUGCCCCGCGCAGGGAAGACGCUGAUCUUCUUUUAUCCGAAUUUGCCGGAUGUGCGACUGUCACGGACAAUGAAAACUAAGCCGAGGAGGUACUGAAGUCAUCUCUCUCUCCCCCGGGAGAGUCCUCCCUCCCCCCGGGGCGAUGCGGAUCUCCCUCUCCCCUCUCACCGCCUCUCUGUGUGCCUCGGUCCUCCUCCUCCUCCUCCUCGCACCUGCCUCGGAGGGCUGCGGACCGGGGAGGGGAUACGGCAAGAGGCGGCUCCCGAAGAAGCUCAUCCCGCUGGCCUACAAGCAGUUCAGUCCCAACGUGGCCGAGAAGACCCUGGGGGCCAGCGGGCGUCCGGAGGGCAAAAUUACGCGCAACUCCGAGCGCUUCAAAGAACUCACGCCAAAUUACAACACGGACAUCAUCUUUAAAGAUGAGGAGGACACAGGUGCCGACAGGCUCAUGACCCAGCGCUGUAAAGACAAAUUGAACUCUCUGGCCAUCUCGGUGAUGAACAUGUGGCCAGGUGUGAAGCUGAGGGUGACAGAGGGCUGGGACGAGGACGGCCAUCACUCGGAGGACUCGUUGCACUAUGAGGGCCGUGCUGUUGACAUUACCACCUCUGACAGGGACAGAAAUAAGUAUGCCAUGCUGGCCCGCUUGGCUGUAGAAGCUGGAUUUGACUGGGUCUACUAUGAGUCCAAAGCCCACAUUCACUGUAGCGUCAAGUCGGAGCAUUCCGUGGCAGCAAAAACCGGUGGAUGUUUCUCCGGUGACGCUCAGGUUAUCCUUGAAGGCGGCGGUACCAAAUCAAUGCGUUACCUCCAGCCUGGUGACCGGGUCUUAGCCUCCUCCAUGUCAGACGGCAGUGCUUCCCCCGUGUACAGUCCUGUCGUGUCCUUUUUGGACCGCCAGCCCAAUGCCACAAAGAUCUUCUACAUCAUCGGGACGGACGCGGGGCUGAACAUUACGCUCACGGCUGCUCACCUAAUCUUUGCCGCAGACUGUGCUGGCGGAGUGAACGGGUCAGGGUCGGAAAAAGACCCUCUCCAGACAACUCUUGGGGUGCCCCGGCCAAGUCGCGAAGCCGGUCUGAGGACGGUUUUUGCGAGUGAGGUCCGUCCGGGAGAGUGCGUGCUCACAUCAAGGGGGGAUGCAAAGUCACACGCCAAACUUUCCCUCGUGACAUUUGUGAAGGAGCAGAGGGACACGGGCCUGUACGCCCCUCUUACCCAGCAUGGCUCUAUCGUGGUGAACGGUGUGCUAGCAUCCUGCUAUGCUGCUGUGGACAGUCACCGCUUGUCUCACUGGGCCUUGGCCCCACUAAGACUCCUCUACAGCGUGAUGGGGCCUUCACAAGCACAGAGCAACGGGAUGCACUGGUACCCUCGGCUUCUACAGAGGUUAGGGAAAACACUUCUGGACGCUGGACGCUUCCACCCCUGGGGUAUUGAACAAUGACAUUUUUUGGGAGUCACAGGGGGCCACAAACAAACAGAGCACAACUGUUUUCCUCUUUUCGAAGACAGCAACUGACAGGCCACCGAAACCAACUGAUUUUAUCGUGUAAAUUUGUUUUCUACUCAUUCUACUUGACCAUGUUUGCUGUUCUUUUUCAUGAAGUAGGGACACAGAGAAAAUUUGAGAAGACUGAUAUGUUGCAGAAAAUCUGGCACAGUUCAGUUAGUGAAUCAGAAUUCCAAAAGCCUGCAAAAAUAUCGUCGUUUAGUACUUUUGAAUGUUUACCUUGAUGUUUCCACUUUUCUAUCAGAACAAGAAAUUAAUUAGCGAGGGACAUUUUAUUUAAGCAAAAACAGACUAUGUGGCGAAAGAUUCAGGUUAGAUAAUUCUUCAUUAUAUAUUUGACAGAAUAUGUCAGAAGUUGUCAACUGACGGCACUCAAACAUAUUUUGUGAAUUUCUGGCUGAAGGGGGAAGGUUAAGAUGACCACAAGGUGGUAACAUUUUAGAGGGAGGAGGAGGAGGAGGGAAAAAAGAAAGAAAAGUAGUGACUUAACAUGGUGAGAUGUGAAGAUUUUUUCUAUACUUAGGUAUUUAUAUCGUGAAUUCUUGUUAGAAAGGAAUGAGCGGUUUAAUUUAAGAAUAAUUACUGCGGCAAACUCACAGAUUAUUUACUCCUCUUUUUAGAGCCUUACUGUAUAUUAACUGGAGAUUUUAAGUGCACGUGUAUAAUGAAGUGCAGUUCAAUGCAGUGUUAAUAGUGUGCUGGUGUUGCACUGCAGAUUCAUAUCCAUAAACAGAUUCAGUGGAACUGUUGAAUGGAAAUAACUUGAGGUGGAGACCCAGUAUUUGUGUUAUAACAUGUACACGUACAGACUAUUCCGACUUACUGCUGCAAGCUAGAGGCACAAUACUGUAACGAACAACCGAUCUGCCAUCUGCUUUAUUGCAACUUAAUUGCCUUGAGCUGAUUUAAAUGUGUCAUUUACAUUGUAUCAGGUAGUUUUAUUUAAAAUGUUGGUUUUUCAUUGUUUGAUUGGGUCACUUUUCAGGUCAGUAGUAAGACUCAGGCUGUAUUUGACUACUGUAUUAUUAUUAUCACCUAUGCAUCAUAUCAAACAGCAGUUAUUAUUUUGUAUUCCUGAAUAACUCAUGUUUAUUUGAUUGUUUUCCUUUGCAUGAUCUUUUUUAUGCUGGUUUUUAUCUCUUUCCUCAGACAUGAAAUCUAAUGACCAUUAACAAUAAGGGUAUGGCAAGAAUUUCUACUGUUGCGCUUGGCGGCUGAAUAUGAAUGGUAAAUAUCAAAUAUGUUUUGAAAUUGUACAAGUGCCCCUAGUUGAGAGUUCUUCGUGAAAACUCACAUUUUGGAAUUAUAUUGAAACUCCAGGUAUUCAUAUGUAUGACUGCUCAAAGAAUUGUCAAAUAUGUAUAUUAAGCUAAUGUUGAAGAGACUAUUUAAAGUUCUAUUUUUUAGAAAAUGCUGUAAAUGUAUUAUUAUUUUUUUGCCAAAUCUGUUUAGAAGAUUUGUAUUUGCCGUAAAAGUUAUAUGUCUGUAAAGCAGAAAUUGUUGUGCAUUUUUGAUAGUGAGGAAGUAAAAAAAAGAAGAGUUCUAUGUUGUAGUCUCAAAUGAAUGGUUUAUGUAAUAAACUCAGCUUUAGAAACG